AUGGAUCAGGGAUCUGUUUGCUCUUCGAUGCUGAAUAAAGUGGCACCUCUUUGUAAAUUACCAAAGAAGAACUAUAUCAUACAGUGUCAGCGUGAUCUAUACAAGUGCUCUCCCAAGGGAGAUGUGAAAUGCUCUUGUCAGACCUUGUCAGAAUAUGCCCGGCAAUGCUCCCGGCUUCAGCAGCCAGUUUGUAACUGGAGAAACACUACUUUUUGCUCUCCUUUACCUUGUCUGGGAAAUCAAAUAUACCAGGAAUGUGGAUCUCCCUGCUUAUCGACUUGCUCAAAUCCACAGACCACUUGUGACAGUUAUGGCACAUAUGGCUGUUUCUGCCCUCCAGGAACCUUUCUUGAUGAUAUUUCUGCUAAUAACAGAUGUGUUCCUUUGAGUCACUGCCCAUGUGCUCUAAAUGGAAAAGUUUACACUCCUGGAGAUUCUGUUAAUUCAUCGUGCAAAGCCUGCAAAUGCAGUAUGGGAAAAUGGAACUGUAUUGAUCUGCCGUGUCCAGGACGGUGUUCUAUUGAAGGAGGUUCAUUUGUAACCACGUUUGAUUCCAGACAGUACAGAUACCAUGGAGUCUGCACCUACCUCCUUGUCAAAAGUGUUAAGAUACCUGAUAAUGGUACAAUUGAAGUCGUUUUUGAAAAACCUGGUGUUAGAUAUUCAGAAACACAGUUAACAAGUGUAAUCUAUGCCACAAAUCAGAAAAAGAUUGUAAUUUCCAACCAAGACGUGAUGGAAGUCAACAAUGAACUCAAGAAAUUACCCUAUCAGGAUGGGAAUAUUGUAAUUUACAGACAAUCUUCCAGCUACAUUCAGGUAGAAUCCACUUUUGGCCUGGAGAUGCAAAUUCAAGUCCACCCAUUUUUGCAGUUGUACGUUACUGUGGAUGAAAGAUUUGCCACAACUACACAUGGGGAUUCAAUAGUUAGUGGAACAGAAAGGAGAUUCUGUGAGCAAGAACGAGAUUCCCGAAUGGAUUAUUACCUCUUGGGUGCCAGGAUCCGGGACAUCUUGGAUCGAGUCCUCAACAUUCUCAAGUGGAAAGGUGAACAGCCAGAGUUUGUGGUCCAUAAUGUUCUUAAGGGGAAGGCUCAGCAAGCCUAUUUGGUCUUGUCUGCGGAUGAGGCAAGGAAUUACGAUGAAGUAAAAGGGGCUAUACUGAGGAUUUACGAGUUAGUUCCGGAGGCAUACCGGCAAAGGUUCCGGAAUUUGAGGAAGCCUUGGGACCGCAGGUAUUUAGAGUUUGCCCAUGAGAUGCAAAUAUACUUUGAUCGUUGGUGUGCCUCGAAAGGGGCCAUAAAACUAAAACAGUUGAUGCUGAUUGAGCAGUUGAAAAGCUGCAUCCCUGAGGGUAUGAGGACAUACUCAGAUGAGAAAGAGGCAGAAAUGCUGUCCGCGACUGCCAAAUUAGCAGACGAGUAUGCCUUAACCCACAAGGUCAAGUUUUCUCCAAGUAAGAGCUACCAGAGGGGUAGUAGGGGUGGUAGAGAGAGCCCACCGGCUAAGUCAGAGAGUAAGCCGGGGACUAGCAGAGAGGGUAAGGAGGAUGAGAAGCGAUCUGGAGGGAAGUUCCCCAGUUCUACGUGUUAUAAUUAUGGGAAAGCCGGUCACAUAGCACCUAAGUGUUUUGCUCCCAAAAGAGAUAAAGGAAAGGGAAAGGUGCCAACCCCGACUGCCUGCAUUAAGCCGGCUGAAGUGUCGCUAAGGGAGAAGGGGUCAAGCCGAGUUCAGGAAGGACGUGAGAGGUUUAUUUUGAACGGGUUGGUAUCGUCUCUGAAAGGAUUCCAGGAGGUGGAGGUAGUGUACAUGAACCUCAAGACGAGCAUGCUGCAGGAUGAUGUGCAAGCCAAUUUAGCAGCCAUGUGUGUUCCUGGCUGUGUAUGCCCAGAUGGAAUGAUGCUGAAUGAGAAAGAUCAAUGUGUCCUUCCCGAAGACUGUCCUUGUGAAUUCAGUGGCGUGUAUUAUCAUCCCAUGGAGUCAAUAGUGAAAGAAUGCCAGAAAUGUAUUUGCUUUAGAGGUAAAUGGGAAUGCACUGGAGAUGCCAAGUGUCCGUCAACCUGUGUGAUUCAUGGAGAAGGACAUGUUACCACCUUCGAUGGAAAACAUUAUGUAUUUGAUGGCAGUUGUGAAUAUAUUUUAGUUCAGGAUGCUUGUUCUGUUGAUUACAAAUUGCCAUCAUUCAAGAUAGUAUCUGAAAAUAUUAUUUGUGGUAAGAAGGGCGUAGUGUGUACAAAGUCCAUAAGAAUCUUCCUUGAGGAAAUCCUCAUUAAGCUGGCAGAUGGACAAUAUACACUAACACCCCCAAAUGCUGUCAGACAUUUUAAAGUGGUCCGUAACCCGCUUUAUCUGAAAUUCGACUUUGUGAUCAAGGCAAAACUUGAACUAACAGUUAUCUGGAAUAAGAACAUGAAUGCAUACAUUUCAAUUACGAGACUCUAUGAGGUAAAGCAAACCUUGUGUGGGCUCUGUGGUAAUUACAAUGGUAAUGUGGAUGAUGAGUAUAUAGCACAGAGCAAAUAUUUAGUGUCCAAUUUACUGGUCUUCGCAAACUCUUGGAAGGAAGAUGCCACAUGCACAGAUGUAACUGAAGUUGCAACUCCAUGCUUCAGAAAUCCAUAUCGUUUUGCCUCAGCUGAAAAAAUGUGUGCUAUAAUUAACAGUAAAGUGUUUGAGCCAUGUCACAAACUGGUCUACAGAAUGCCAUAUUAUGAUAAUUGUGUCCGAGACACAUGCGGCUGUGAACUGGUUGGCAAUUGUGAAUGUCUGUGUGAUGCUGUUGCAGUCUAUGCUAAAGCAUGUAUCGACGCUGGAGUCUGCAUUGAUUGGAGAACCCCAGACUUCUGCCCGGUGUACUGUGACUACUUUAACUCCCGUCAGCUGGAUUCCACCAUGGCUGAGUAUGCUCAGAAUGCUAAAUCUAAGUGGCGUUACCUGCCAUGUCUGUGCCAGGCCAACAUUCACAUCUUUGGGAAGUUUAAUAUGGAGGGUAAGGCUGCUGAUCAUUUAUUUGUACUUGACAAAAUUAGAGAACCAUAUGCAUUCAUCUAG
This is a messenger RNA of Hypanus sabinus (Atlantic stingray), 3051 nucleotides long. Its product is annotated as mucin-6-like. The record is from RefSeq and is a predicted model, not a curated record. The transcript is spliced from 18 exons. Gene Ontology annotation, cellular component: extracellular matrix. The coding region runs from base 1 to 3051 and encodes 1016 amino acids. Lineage: Eukaryota; Metazoa; Chordata; Chondrichthyes; Myliobatiformes; Dasyatidae. Gene Ontology annotation, molecular function: protein binding.